This is a messenger RNA of Ogataea polymorpha, 2034 nucleotides long. RefSeq lists its product as uncharacterized. Gene Ontology annotation, cellular component: site of double-strand break; checkpoint clamp complex. The coding region runs from base 1 to 873 and encodes 290 amino acids. Gene Ontology annotation, biological process: meiotic DNA integrity checkpoint signaling; double-strand break repair via homologous recombination; nucleotide-excision repair. The record is from RefSeq and is a predicted model, not a curated record. Lineage: Eukaryota; Fungi; Ascomycota; Pichiomycetes; Pichiales; Pichiaceae. The transcript has a single exon.
AUGAAACUUAAGGUUGUAAUGGAAAAGCCGGUCGAGCUGCGCAAAUGUCUCUCGUUUCUCAUUGCGUUGCGACGGAUGUGCGUGUUUCGCUUUACCGAGCAGCAACUGAUCAUAAUAUCUUCUGGAUUGAACGAACCCACUGUUUGGUGUAAGCUUGAUUCGAGCAUAUUUCAGCUUUACGAGGUGGAUUCCGCACGCAACAACGUGAUACCGUUCGAGAUCAACAUCGAGCCUUUGUUACAGGUGCUACGCAACUACGAAAAAUCCAACGUUUCCAGCAGUCUGGUGAUUCGCCUGCAACGAAGGCCCUCCAAUGGUGGAGAGAUCAAAAACAAAGCCGCCGCGUCGCUUGCGCUUUUUUACACUGAACAGAUCUCAGUGACAUCGAACGUGAGCCAUUCGUUUAACGUUCCUGUGCGCCUGCUGAAAAUGGACAGCGAUCUGCGCAUUGUAGAGCCGACAAUGGACAGCAUGAAGCUGGCCAUGAAAUUGCCGGUCAAGAUCGCUCCUUUGCUCAAACGUCUGGAGCGCUACCGGACGUCAGACCUGAUCUCCAUUGUGGGAAAUCAGACCGGACAGCUGAAGUUUGUCAUAGAGGAAGAACAACGCAAAAUAAUGGUCCAAUGGAAAGGGCAGCUGGACGUUCUGCCCGACGACGACGACUCCGUGCCCGAAAGCUGGGACUCGAGCGUGCUACGACCGGUGUCGCUGAAAGUGAAGUUGAAGCACUGGAACGUUGGUGCGAAGCUGAUGGAACUGUGUGACGCAAUGUCUCUCAUCAUCCACACACAGGGCGGGAUCCUACACUGCUACAUCGACAUGGACCAGAAAUGCGAUAUUGCUUAUUAUCUAAAUGGAUAUCAGACUAAUUAGGCGUGCUCUGCUCCAUACUCUCUCACAAAGUCGCAUAGCAGCUUGACACUCUCCAGGGACACAGCGUUGUACAAAGAAGCUCGCAUGCCCCCAACGGAACGGUGGCCCUUUAGACCCGUGAGGUUUCUUUGCUCUGCAGCUUUCAGAAACUCGGCGUCUGAGCCGUCUGCCAGCGUGAACACCACGUUCAUUUUCGAUCUCACCGACUUUUCCACAGGGAGCUUAUACACGCUAGGAAAUUCGUCCAGAGCCUCGUACAGAAGCUUGGCCUUCUGCUCGUUGGCCUUCUGCUGGACAUCAAGACCACCUUUCUGGAUCAAGUUUUGCAGUACAAGGUCCACGAUAUGUACGGUGAACGUUGGAAUAGUGUUGUAUGCCGACUUGUUCUUAACGACAGUUGGGAAGUCAAAUGCGAUAGGGCUCAACGGGAUGUUAAGCCUGUUCAGAUCGUCCUCAGCUGGGUGGUCCAGAAGGCUUUUUUUGAUGAUAUAGACCGUGAUACCGGCCAGACCAACGUUUUUCUGCGCACCUGCAAAUAUACAGCCGUACUUGGAAACGUCCACCUUUUUCGACAAAAAGUUCGAGGACAUAUCUGAAACAAUCUCAACGCCUGGGAACUUUUCAAAUGGAAACUCUAGGAACUCGACACCGUUGACGGUCUCGUUAUCACAGAAGUACAGGUACGAAGUGUUGGACAGAUCUUGAGGAAUGCUCCACUUGUCGGUGGCCGGAAUAGUGCCAAACCUGCCGUCGACCUUCUUCGAGUCCAGCACUAUGUCCGGGUUGAAACCCAGUCUUGUGGCCUCCUCGGCAGCCUUUUUCGACCAGCUUCCAGUCACGACGUAAGCUGGUGUGCCCUUGCGCCCGGUCUUCUUGGCAAACGAGGCUGUAAGAUUAGUUGCGAUAGACGAAAAACCAGUGGUUCCGCCUCCUUGCAUGAAGAAAACCUCGUGGGUGUCUGGAAUGUCGAGCAAUUCGACCAGAUGCUGGCGAGUGCUCUCUAUAAUAUUGGCACCAGCAGCCGAGCGAUGGCUGAUCUCUCCCGCGCCAAGACCAAUCCCUUGGAAGUUGAUCAAGUCCCGAGCAGCCUGUUGUAGUACACUAGUUGGGAGUAGGGCAGGUCCCGCUCCAAAAUAAUUUGGCUCUUUUCUCUCGAGUGAC